This is a messenger RNA of Asterias rubens (European starfish), 2713 nucleotides long. Its product is annotated as U3 small nucleolar RNA-associated protein 15 homolog. NCBI's taxonomy places the organism in Eukaryota, Metazoa, Echinodermata, Asteroidea, Forcipulatida, Asteriidae. Gene Ontology annotation, biological process: positive regulation of transcription by RNA polymerase I; rRNA processing. Gene Ontology annotation, cellular component: nucleolus. The transcript has 11 exons. The coding region runs from base 59 to 1657 and encodes 532 amino acids. The record is from RefSeq and is a predicted model, not a curated record. Gene Ontology annotation, molecular function: protein binding.
CGCCGCAUACAGCCCACUGCACAAGCAAUUGCCCUGGGUAUGAUCUUGUAUUUCUAAAAUGGCUUCCGACUACAAGAAAACAGUGAUCAAAACUUUCCCACGUGGAGACGCUGAGGUUACCAAAGAAACACAGUACUGGAAGAAUUUUGAGUUUCCAGUAACAGUUAAAGAGUUUGGUGCAAUUUCUAGUAUUGAUUUUAACCCAAAGAAGCCACAUCAGUUUGCCGUCACAAGCUCUACUAGGGUGCAAAUAUUUAACCCCGAGACAAACCAAGUCGACAGGGCCAUCUCAAGAUUUCAAGAUGUUGCGUACAGCGGAACGUACCGGAGCGAUGGUAAGCUCAUGGUCGCCGGUGGAGAGGAGCGCUACAUAAGACUGUUUGACCUCAACAGUCGAGCGAUUCUGAGAAUAUUCAAAGGUCACGAUGGACCCGUACACGUUACCCGUUUCGGCACAGAUAAUUUUCACAUCAUGUCUUGCUCGGACGACAAAUCUGUGCGAUGCUGGGACAUUCCGAGCGAGAAGGCUGUGAAGCAAUACGAUGAGCAUACCGAUUAUGUCCGCUGUGGUGUAGUCAGUGCUGCCAGCAAGGAUAUCUGGCUCACAGGUUCCUAUGACCACAAAGUGAAACUGUUUGACCUGAGGUCAAAGGCCAGCGUGAUGACCUUAGACCACGGCCAUCCCGUUGAGAGCGUGUUGAUGUUCCCUGGAGGAGGAAUGUUCCUGUCCUCAGGUGGGAACUACGUGAAGGUUUGGGAUGCUCUUGCUGGUGGGAAACUACUUGCUGCCGUCAGCAAUCACCAUAAGACCAUAACCUGUAUGUGUUUCAACGGAGCCAAGAAUAGGCUGCUGACGGGAUCCAUCGACAGGCACGUCAAGGUGUACGAUGUUGCAAGCUACAAACUAGUGGCUACCAUGGACUAUCCUGUACCCAUUCUAUCCAUGGGAGUCUCGCCCACAGAUGACAAGAUCGUUGUUGGAAUGUCCUCAGGACUUCUGUCCAUCAGACACAGAAAGAAAGAGGAGACAAAAGUCGAGACAGUAAGACGGAGUAAACACAGUCGGGUGUCGCACCGGUCUUAUGACAAAGGCCAUAAGGUCUACACUGCCAAAGAGGGGGAUCUUGUGGUACAAAAACAGAAGAGGGAAUUUCUUCAGAAGUAUGACGUCAUGCUGAAGCAGUUUGAGCACUCCAAGGCACUGGAUGCUGCCCUAAAGAGCAACGUACGAAUCAAAACACCAGAGGUCACUGUGAGUGUCUUACAAGAGCUGGUACGACGUGGCGUCAUAAAGAGCGCCCUCGCUGGACGAGAUGAGAAGUGGCUGCGGAACAUGAUAGCCUUCCUGAAGAAGCACAUCACAAAUUCAAAUUUUUCGUCCAUCAUAAUUGACAUUACAAAUAUGUUAUUAGAUAUUUACACCCCCGUCAUCGGCGAUUCAGACGAGCUCGUCAGUCACUUCAAGAGACUCCAAAUAACCCUCAUGCAGGAGCUGCAGUACCACAGUAAGUUACUGGAGAUCAAGGGAAUGCUGGACACCGUGCUGGCCGUGUCGCAGACUGAGGACAUGACCCAGGAGGACGAACCCGAAGCCCUGAUGGACAUUCCUACCGAAGUGACGGUGAAUAGUAGCACUCCAAUCGCAAUGGAGGCGUAGUCACAACUGGGGGGGGGGAAUCUUUUUUAGAACUGGAAGUGUGGGAUUUACUUUUGGUAUGGGACAUAACGGCUUCUCCACACUCCGCUGUUACAACUCUGUGAUGGGUUUAUCUUUUUUGUAUUAAUGGAAGACUUUUGUGACGCUGGCGGCUGAAGACAUAACGAUCCUUUUUGCGGCUCUGAGCGUGCAAGCACAUGCUCAGUAUCGCGCGCCUAGAUCUGCGCACUACUGGAGAAAACUGUGAAAAGGACUGUCCAAAAUUCUCCCAUUGCUUUAAACGACAGCAAAUAAACAAGAACAAAACGAACUGCAACUCUUGUUUAUUUUGUGGCAAGCAAAGUUCAGAGUGGCACAGACAAGGGAUUUGAAAAUGUGAAGGCUGAUGCAAUGUCUGUUAAUUGGCAACUGAGAGCUCAAGUAUUCAACCUUGUAUGUACAGUUAAGCCUUCUUGUUCUAAAGAAACUGUUUAUAAAGAGGUUUUGCUUUAUGAAGAGUAGGUUCUGAAGUCCUGAACCUUUUUUUCUAGUGUUUCUUUGUUUCUCUUAUAACAACGUUUGUGUCUGUACUGACCACGUUUGUGUCUGUACUGACUCUAGUCCCAGUGAUCUUGUUGAGUCAACUGUGAUUGCAAGUCCAGCAUUUGGACAGUCAACAACUGUACAUGUCAUCGGGGCUUCAACUGGAUCAGUAGGUUUGGAAUCGUUACAUUAGUUCUCGCCUUGGUGGGGGGGGGGGUGAGUCUUUACAUGCUUUGAAGUCAGGGGUAUUUUUUUACCGAUGGUAACUUCUUCAACAUGUCAAAGACACUUGCAUAUUUCAUUCGGUAAACUGAAUUUUUAAUGUUCAUCUGUCGUUUUUUUUCCAAUACUUAAAAUUUCAUAAUUUAUUCACAAGUAAUACAUUAUGCGAGUUACAGUUUGUAAAGUUCUAUCCUGGCAGUUUCUGUAUAAUAUCUUCGAAAACAGUUCUACAACAAAUUGUUUAUGACUAAAUCAACAAUGAAUGAAAUGCAAUUGCAAAAUGUAAUAAACUUGUUCUUAUACAACGAUCAA